Molecule: messenger RNA, 1704 nt
Organism: Cornus florida
Lineage: Eukaryota; Viridiplantae; Streptophyta; Magnoliopsida; Cornales; Cornaceae
Product: perakine reductase-like
Exons: 8
Coding region: 527-1549 (340 amino acids)
Cellular component (GO): cytoplasm
Source: RefSeq, a predicted model, not a curated record
AGACAUUGUUUUGUCCAAUUUCUUCUCUCGUUUUUUCAAAAUAUUUUCAUUCUCUUCCGGCGACAAAUCUGGAUAAUAGUGAAGCUAAUAUUUGUUGGGUGGGAAGUAUAAGUAUAGAGUUAUGUGGGAGGUAAAUUAGCAGACAAAUGGAGUAGCAUCCACUAUCAACACGAUUCUUACCAUCGUCACUGGGAGGUUAGUCAUGGACUCAUAGUCUUCUUUCUUCUUUACCAAACACAGUGGUAGUGUGAUGUGAUAGAACCAGGACUUUUCAGCUUCAGAUGUCCCACUUAGAUUGCAUUAUGUAAUCUAGCAUCUUCCAUUCCAUUCCAUUCAAUACACCAUUUUAGGGAAUAGUAGAGAAUUUUCAUCUCAAUUCAAAUUAAGAAGGAAUAGGUUUCUCUCUUGAAAUUCCUUCGUUUUUCUCUUCCUUUUUCUUCAUAAUCCGUCACUCUCUCUUUUCAGUCAAGCACCCACACCCAAACACAACCUUAUCUAUAACCAGAUUCAACCAAGUUGAAGAGAAAUGGAGCACAAGUCCCAGAUCCAAGUCCCCAGAGCGAAAUUGGGUACUCAAGGCUUGGAGGUUUCUAGACUAGGUUUUGGAUGCGGGGGACUUUCUGGAAUGUUAAAUGCUCCUCUCUCACAUGAUGUUGGAUGUUCAAUUAUAAAGGAGGCUUUUGAUAAGGGUAUCACCUUCUUUGAUACAUCUGACAUUUAUGGAGAUAGUCAUGACAAUGAGAUCAUGAUUGGCAAGGCAUUGAAGCAGCUUCCCCGGGAACAGGUUCAACUGGCAACUAAAUUUGGCAUCACCAUGCCGGAAUUUGGUCAUUUUGUGGUGAGAGGUACCCCUGAAUAUGUGCGGGAGUGCUGUGAAGCAAGUCUCAAGCGACUUGAUGUGGAUUAUAUUGAUCUAUACUAUCAGCAUCGUGUGGACACAUCAGUGCCAAUAGAAGAUACAAAGCUAGUGGAGGAGGGAAAGGUAAAAUACAUCGGGUUGUCUGAAGCUAGUGUAGACACUUUAAAGAGGGCACAUGCUCUUCAUCCUAUUACUGCUGUACAAAUGGAGUACUCUCUGUGGACUCGUGAAAUCGAAGAGGAUAUAAUUCCACUUUGUCGGGAGCUUGGUAUUGGGAUAGUAGGUUACAGCCCUCUUGGUCACGGGUUCUUUGGUGGGAAGGCAGUUGUGGAAAGUUUGCCCGAGGGGAGUUUGUUGACUAUGCAUCCGAGGUUUACUGGGGAAAAUUUGGAGAAGAACAAAAUUUUGUACGGUCGGUUUGCUAACUUGGCUGCAAAACAUGCCUGCACCCCUCCUCAACUGGCUCUGGCAUGGCUUCUCCAUCAAGGAGACGACGUGGUUCCAAUCCCUGGGACAACUAGGAUUAAGAACCUCGAUGAUAACAUCGGAUCUCUGACAGUGAAGCUUACGCAGGAGGAUUUGAAGGAAAUUUCCGAUGCAAUCCCCAUUGAUGAAGUGACCGGAGAAAGAGAGCUCGCUUCCAUAGCUAAAUACUCUUAUAAAUCAGCAAAUACCCCUACCAAAAUAUAACUAUUUACAGAUCAUAUAUAUGCUAAAACAUGAAUCUUGCACUUGAAAGACAUUUUGUUUUCUGCUUUUCUGUCUCCGUGGUUCUAGAUAAAUAAGAUUGCAAUGUAAGACUGCAAAUUAGUCCAUCUACACAGUGCAUUCAUGUCUUUCUACAA